CAAAAGCGCGCACUCGAAGAUGGCCGCGAACCGUCCAGCUUGCCGAUUACCGUGCAGCAUAGCCGGGAAAAAUCCAGCGAUUCCCGUUCCCCACCUCCGGAAUAUCCCAGAUCACCUGAUCUAUUGCGAAAAGCAGAAGCCAAAGGUGUUCCAGUUACAGUCGAAAGCAGUCGGCACAGUUCACGAUGGGAAUCAAGCAGCCAGCAAAGCACCAGUCCAAUGCCCUGGAAAUCAUCGUUAUCCCGAGUAACCUCACAUUCACCUUCUGUCGGGAGCGAAAGAUCACGUAAAAUCGAUGAAUAUGAUCCAAUAGCACGUGAAAAGGAACGUGAAAGUGAGCAGGCAUCAGCAGCCUUGAUUGAUAAAAAAGACGAUCGUUUGGGUUACACGGUAGCACAAUAUGGUAAUGGUGGCGGCGCAGUAGCACCCGGACAAACUGUCAGUAGCCGAACUUUCACAGGUUUCUAA
Gongylonema pulchrum is the source of this 468-nucleotide messenger RNA. The record is from the annotation of a GenBank genome assembly. NCBI's taxonomy places the organism in Eukaryota, Metazoa, Nematoda, Chromadorea, Rhabditida, Gongylonematidae.